AUGGGUCAAAUCAAGAACCUGAUCGGCACUAUCCGCAAAAAGCCUGCUACGGCAGACGAUGGCAUGACCGAUGAGCAAGCUGGCCACCAGCAAGGCAAGACCUCUGUCAUGCACGACAUUCGACACCUCGGGGUCAAGAACUCGCUGUUCAUGGCAGAGGCCUUGAAGGAUUUGAGCUCGGGUGAUCCAAUCGAUGACAGAGAGCUGCUAUUGGAGCAUGGUGUCGAGAUGCUGCAGAGUCUCCCGCUCAACAGCGGUCUCUCCUCAGCGAUCUCCAACGGCUUCAUCAAGAUGCUGUGGCGUGACCUGCCACAUCCGCACGGCACAGUCGUAGGCAACACAGCCAAGUACAGAAGCGCAGACGGGUCAGGCAACAAUUUGCACAACCCUGAGAUGGGUAAAGCUGGCUCCGUCUAUGCGCGAUCAGUGCCGCCUAUGCGCCCCAAGCCCGCGAAUCUUCCUGAUCCUGAGCUUGUGUACGAUAUGCUCUUGCGUCGGCCUGACAACGAGUCGCCUUUCAGAGAGCACCCCGGUGGACUAAGUGCCUUCUUCACAUGCUUCGCCACCGUUGUCAUUCACGAGUGCUUCCAAACCUCUCGCGAAGAUCAUACCCGGAAUCAAACUAGCAGCUACGUCGACCUGAGCGUCCUGUAUGGAUUCAAUCAGGAGCAGCAGGAUGCUGUCAGAAGCCACAAAAAUGGAGAGCUGUGGCCCGACACUUUCAGCUCGGAGCGCAUUGCGAUGAUGCCGCCUGGUGUCGUUGCUAUCGUCAUUCUGUUCUCGCGUCACCACAACCACAUCGCAGAGCGUCUGCUGCAAAUUAACGAGUCCGGCAAGUACAAGCCCUGGAACGAGCUUGAUGAAGCGGGCAAAAAAGCCCAAGAUGAAGAUAUCUUCCAACUUUCGCGAAAUGUCAAUGUCGCCUUCUUCGCUACAGUCGUCCUCAAAGACUACGUCGCCGCCAUCCUCAACACGGUGCGCGCAGAUUCCGAGUGGUCCCUGAACCUUGGCGCCGAAAUUCGAGAGCUUGGCGGCGCUGGCCGAGUCGAGCGCGGUACAGGAGUUGUGAACAGCGCAGAGUUCAACAUUUUGUAUCGCUGGCACGCUGUCAUGUCGCAGAAGGACGCAGCAUGGAUGGAAGACACCUUGAAGUCAAGCUUGCCGGGUAUUGAAUCCGUGGAGCAGAUCGGUCUCAAGGAGUUCGGAAUCGUUGCAGCCAAGCACGCCCAAAUGACUAAGACUACUCCCGAGAAGGAAUGGCAAUUCUCAGGCCUUAAGCGCGAUCCUCAGACCGGCAAAUUCGACGAUGUCGCACUGGGAGAGAUGAUCAAGAACUCAAUUGAGGACCCAGCACACGCUUUUGGUGCUCACGGAACACCAGCCGCCCUCCGCAUUGUAGACUGUCUUGGCCAAAGACAGGCGCGGGACGUGUUCAACCUUUGCACUAUGAAUGAGUUCAGGAGCUACCUGAAUCUCAAGCCGUUCGAAACUUUCGAGGACUGGAAUCCUGACCCACAGGUUGCCGCUGCAGCGGCCAAAUUGUAUGGCCACGUCGACAAUCUUGAACUUUACCCAGGCCUCCUUGCCGAGGAAGCCAAACCAAGCAUGCCAGGGUCUGGCGUCUGCCCUGGACACACCAUUGGAAGGGCUAUUCUCAACGAUGCGGUGCAGCUGAUCCGUGCAGACAGAUUCCUCACAUUCGACCUCAACAGCAGCACCCUGACCUCCUGGGGAGCGCAGCAGAUCACUCAAGCUGCUCCUGGCGCUUACGGUGGCAUUCUGCCCACAAUCCUUUACCGCACCCUGCCUUCGCAAUGGCAGAGGUACUCCAGCUAUGCUCUGCUGCCUUUCUAUACUCCCAAGGCUGUGCGCCACAUUCUCAAAGAGAACAAGAAAUUGGACAAGUACGACACCUCUAGACCACCCAAGCAGCUCAAGAUGCACGGUGCUCACUCGUACGCUGCAGCUAAAGGUAUCUUCUUGGAUCGUGAGCGCUUCCGUGUGCCGUACGACGAAAACAUUGUGCAUCUCACAGGCGCUCGGUUCAUGAUUGGCCACGACGAUGCCUCUGGUCACGAUCCGAAGUCUUUGCGCAUGAAGAACGCAUUCUUUGGCUAUCCCGACUUUGCAAAGAAGGCUGAGCAAUACCACUUAGAGCACGCCAAGGCCAUCAUCAAAGAUCACAGUCUCUCCUAUCACAACGGCCAACGCCACGUUGUCGACGUUGUGCGAGACGUCUGCAACGUCGUCCCAAUCCGGUGGGCCGCUCAAAAAUACGCGAUUCCCCUCAAGACCAAAGAGAAUCCCCACGGACUCAUGUCGACGUUCGAACUAGGCCUGCUCUUGACCACCCUCUUCCUCUACACCAGCUUCGACCAAAUUCCUGCAGCAAGCUGGGUACUGCGCGAUGCUGCUGAGCAACAUGGCCCACAGCUCAUGAAGGUGUUCGAGGGCCGCCUGAAGACCAACUCAGGUGUCAAGGAAGCCAUUUUGGACCGUUUCGCUAAGGGCACCUCGUUCGAGGUUUCUGAAGAGGCAGACUUCCUCUAUCACUCCUUGAUCAAGACCGGCGAGCCUAUCAAGCAGCUCGUUGCGGACUGCACGGGUACGAUCAUUCCUAUCGCCGGCAAUAUGACCCAGCAACCGGGCCUUCUCAUCGAUCUUUUGCUUGAGCCGCACAACAAGUACGCACUCGAUCGUGUUGUCGAGCUCGUCAAGCAGGAUACUCCAGAAGCUGACAAGGAGCUUGAGGGAUGGAUUUGGGAAGGUAUGCGUCUGCGUCCUGUCGUUCUCGGCCUGCCCCGCAUCGCAGCUGUCGAUGUAGACCUGGACGACGGCCCUCGCGGAAACAUUGAGAUCAAGGCGGGCGACAAGGUGAUUGUCAAUACCGCUCAGGCACAUCUCGAUCCCAAUGUCUUCCCUGACCCCGAGAAGAUGGACCCAAGCAGAGAUCGCAAGCUCUACAUCCACAUGGGCGCAGGCCUUCAUUACUGCUUUGGCGCUGCGCUCGUCGUGCCAGCCAUUCGAGGCAUCUUCAAGGCGGUCUUCUCCUUGCCCAACAUCCGCAGAGCUGUUAGUGGUGGCCACUUCGUGGCUGCCAAGGAGCACUUGGGCCACAAUGCCGAUGCUGCCACUGCGACGCUCUUCCUUGACCACACGUCUCGCGAGUCGCCGAUUCCUUCCUCCCUCAAGAUCGAGUACGACUCUGCUUGA
This is a messenger RNA of Ceraceosorus guamensis, 3213 nucleotides long. RefSeq names its product linoleate diol synthase. Gene Ontology annotation, molecular function: oxidoreductase activity, acting on paired donors, with incorporation or reduction of molecular oxygen; heme binding; iron ion binding. The record is from RefSeq and is a predicted model, not a curated record. The coding region runs from base 1 to 3213 and encodes 1070 amino acids. The transcript has 7 exons. Lineage: Eukaryota; Fungi; Basidiomycota; Exobasidiomycetes; Ceraceosorales; Ceraceosoraceae. Gene Ontology annotation, biological process: response to oxidative stress.